Molecule: messenger RNA, 5278 nt
Organism: Misgurnus anguillicaudatus (oriental weatherfish)
Lineage: Eukaryota; Metazoa; Chordata; Actinopteri; Cypriniformes; Cobitidae
Gene: atp2a2a
Product: ATPase sarcoplasmic/endoplasmic reticulum Ca2+ transporting 2a
Biological process (GO): calcium ion transport
Cellular component (GO): membrane
Molecular function (GO): P-type calcium transporter activity; ATP hydrolysis activity; ATP binding
Source: RefSeq, a predicted model, not a curated record
CAUGCGGCAGGGAGGCAGUAGAGAGACGCUUGCGAUAAAACGAGUAAACGCCGCUCGAGUCACCACUGAACGGGACGGAGAAGCGGGUCGACCGUCACAUUUCCAGGCAGGCAGCGGCUUGGACGGGGGGUGAAUGUGAUGUACUAAAUCAGGAUCUUUUCCUUUGGGUUUCACUGACUCCCAGUUCUUUGGGAAACGAGAAGAUACCAGCCGCGGUGAUCAGAACUUUGCACUGUUUUUGUGGAUAAACCUUCUGGAAGAUUUCUUGACGGGGUACCGGGUUCUUUUCCAGUCUCACCAUGGAGAACGCUCACAUCAAGAGCGUGGAGGAAGUUUAUAGUUAUUUCGACGUCAACGAGAGCACAGGACUGACCCUGGAACAGGUGAAGAAGCAGAGAGAGAAAUGGGGUACCAACGAAUUGCCUGCUGAGGAAGGAAAAUCUAUAUGGGAACUUGUCAUUGAACAGUUUGAGGAUUUACUCGUGCGGAUUCUUCUGCUGGCAGCUUGUAUAUCAUUUGUUUUAGCUUGGUUUGAAGAGGGAGAGGAAACCAUCACUGCCUUUGUGGAGCCUUUUGUAAUCUUACUCAUCCUUAUAGCCAAUGCUAUUGUGGGUGUCUGGCAGGAACGCAAUGCCGAAAACGCCAUCGAAGCUCUUAAGGAGUACGAGCCAGAGAUUGCCAAAGUAUACCGCCAGGACAGAAAGGUCGUGCAGAGGGUUAAAGCCAAAGACAUUGUGCCUGGAGACAUUGUCGAGAUCGCUGUGGGUGACAAGGUGCCUGCAGACAUCCGCCUCUCUGCUAUUAAGUCCACCACAUUGAGAGUAGAUCAGUCCAUCCUCACAGGUGAGUCUGUGUCCGUCAUUAAACACACGGACCCCGUGCCGGACCCUCGCGCUGUCAAUCAGGACAAGAAGAACAUGCUGUUCUCGGGUACCAACAUUGCCGCGGGCAAAGCAGUGGGCGUAGUGGUGGCCACGGGCGUGCACACAGAGAUCGGUAAGAUCCGUGACGAAAUGGCCUCCACCGAGCAGGAGAGGACUCCCCUGCAGCAGAAGUUGGACGAGUUUGGCGAGCAGCUUUCCAAAGUCAUCUCUCUCAUCUGCAUCGCCGUGUGGAUCAUCAACAUCGGCCACUUCAACGAUCCCGUCCACGGUGGCUCGUGGAUCCGCGGAGCAGUCUACUACUUCAAGAUCGCCGUCGCUCUGGCUGUGGCCGCCAUACCCGAGGGUCUUCCCGCUGUCAUUACCACCUGCCUGGCUCUCGGCACCCGCCGAAUGGCAAAGAAGAACGCUAUCGUCCGCUCGCUGCCCUCUGUGGAAACUCUGGGUUGCACUUCCGUCAUUUGCUCGGACAAAACUGGCACCCUCACCACCAACCAGAUGUCCGUCUGCAGGAUGUUCGUCUUGGAUAAGGCAGAUGGAGAAAACUGCUCGCUGAAAGAGUUUACAAUCUCCGGCUCCACCUAUGCCCCUGAAGGAGACGUGUUUCUUGAUAACCGUUUAGUGAAGAGCUCUCAGUACGAUGGACUGGUGGAGUUGGCAACCAUCUGUGCAUUGUGCAAUGAUUCCUCCCUGGAUUUUAAUGAGUCUAAAGGUGUUUAUGAGAAGGUUGGAGAAGCCACAGAGACGGCCCUCACCUGCCUGGUGGAAAAGAUGAACGUGUUUGACACUGACGUCAAAAGCCUGUCGAAGAUCGAUAGAGCAAACGCCUGCAACGCUGUGAUCAAACAGCUGAUGCAGAAAGAGUUCACACUGGAGUUCUCCAGAGACAGAAAGUCCAUGUCUGUGUUCUGCACACCAAGCAAAUCCAAAUCCAGCUCUGCUAAGAUGUUUGUCAAGGGAGCACCGGAGGGAGUGAUCGAUAGGUGCACGUAUGUGCGUGUCGGGGGCUCCAGGGUUCCUCUGUCUCAGGGCAUUAAGGAAAAGAUCAUGUCUGUGAUCAAAGAGUACGGCACCGGGCGGGACACCCUCCGAUGUCUGGCGCUGGCCACCCGUGAUAACCCGCUUAAGAAAGAAGAGAUGGUUCUGUCUGAAACGGCACGCUUUGCAGACUAUGAGUCUGAUCUGACCUUUGUGGGCUGCGUUGGGAUGCUGGAUCCUCCUCGCACCGAGGUUGCCGCUUCCAUCAAGCUCUGCCGCCACGCAGGUAUCCGGGUCAUAAUGAUCACAGGUGAUAACAAGGGUACGGCCGUGGCCAUCUGCAGACGCAUCGGCAUCUUCUCCGAGGACGACGACGUCGAUCGCAUGGCCUUUACGGGCCGUGAAUUUGACGACCUUUCACCCCACGCCCAGCAAGAGGCUGUCAUGAGUGCCCGCUGCUUUGCACGAGUGGAACCUUCGCACAAGUCCAAGAUCGUCGAGUUCCUGCAGGGCUUUGACGAAAUCACCGCCAUGACAGGAGAUGGGGUGAACGAUGCCCCCGCCCUAAAAAAGGCGGAGAUUGGCAUCGCCAUGGGCUCUGGCACUGCUGUGGCCAAGACAGCCUCGGAAAUGGUCCUCGCCGAUGACAACUUUUCAACCAUCGUGGCUGCUGUUGAGGAAGGCAGAGCUAUUUACAACAACAUGAAGCAGUUCAUCCGCUACCUCAUCUCCUCCAAUGUAGGAGAGGUCGUCUGCAUCUUCCUUACUGCCGCCUUGGGUUUCCCUGAGGCUCUCAUCCCCGUUCAGCUGCUGUGGGUCAACCUGGUCACUGACGGUUUACCUGCUACUGCUCUGGGCUUCAACCCCCCUGAUCUGGACAUCAUGAAUAAACCUCCUCGCAGUGCCAAGGAGCCUCUCAUCUCUGGCUGGCUCUUCUUCAGAUAUCUGGCCAUCGGCUGUUACGUGGGUGCUGCGACCGUAGGAGCCGCGGGCUGGUGGUUCAUUAUUGCUGAGGAUGGUCCAAUGGUCACUCUUUACCAGCUGAGUCAUUUCUUGCAGUGUUCUCCUGAUAAUCCUGACUUCCAGGACCUGGAGUGCCACGUGUUCGAGUCUCCAUACCCCAUGACCAUGGCCCUGUCCGUGCUGGUCACCAUCGAAAUGUGUAAUGCCCUAAACAGUUUGUCGGAGAACCAGUCUUUGGUGCGCAUGCCUCCCUGGGAAAACAUCUGGCUGCUGGGAGCCAUCUGUCUUUCCAUGUCUCUGCAUUUCCUCAUCCUCUACGUUGAGCCAUUGCCGGUCAUCUUUCAGAUCACCCCCCUGAAUGUGACCCAGUGGUUAAUGGUGCUGAAGAUCUCACUGCCUGUUAUUCUCUUGGACGAGCUGCUUAAAUUCGUGGCAAGGAACUACUUGGAGCCCGGUAAUGAUUUGGACCAGGAGCCCGACAGGAGAGGCUGGUCCCUCUCUGCAUGCACUGAGGGCAUCUCCUGGCCUUUUGUAGCUCUGUCAUGUCCCGUUGUGGUGUGGCUUUACAGCACAGGCACUAACAUAACCAACCUGUUCUGAUCGUCUUGACUGAUCUGAGACCUGCCGUGAAGCUAACCAUGACUCCAAAUAACCAGAGGAGCGACAUUAACAAGGAACAAGAGUUAACCAUGUUCAUAUUUGCACACCAAGCCUUGUUUGAAUUUUUAUACACAAUGUUUAUCUAUAUAUAUGGCAUAUUGCUGUCAGAAAAUAGUGUUUUUUUUGUUUGUUUUUUAAUCAUUAGAAUUUUUUUAAUUAAUUUUGGUUUUCAUAUUAAAGGUGUAUAUUUUUCUCAGGUCCCCUUUUUCGAUGUUUAAAAAAGUGCCGAGACGCAAUACUAUUUAUCCGAUUGCUUUAGUUGCAGUAUAUUUGGCUCAAAGCUCUGAAAUGAGAUUUCUUUAUAGUGUUUAUAGAAUCAGCUGGGCCAAAAAAAUAAAUGUGCAUUCCGUUUGUUUUCUGUAACAUCACAAUAUAUUUUCAUUUCCUUGUGUCCUUGACACAAAAUGAUUUCCUUUCUGCUUUAAGUAGAUUGUGGCUACCUCAGUUUUGUCGAUUGCUUUCGGCGUUCCUCUUUUCAGACCUUUUUGGAUGAUAAGAAAGAGAAAAAUAGCCAAAUGCACUAGUUCCCCAGUACCGAAUCGCUUUUCUGGAUCUACCACAUGAGGUGAAAAAGUAGUACACACAUCUGGCCAUCAGUAGUACACAAUAGUAGUAAACAAAUCUACUUAAAGUCUUCUAUUUUAACGCACUAAUUUUGUAUUUAAUAUACUAAAAUUUCUUUAGUACUACUUAAGAUGUGUGUGUUUUGAGACACCAUGAAUAUGAACUAAAAUGCACUUUUAACAUACUAUCUCUGUAUUAAAAAAUUUAUUUAGUUAACAUAGUUAACACUUUUUAUUAAACUUGAACCCAUCUUUCAUACAAGGAUAUGUAUGUAAUACACGUGGUACCUAAAUAAAUUUUUUUUUUUAAAUACAUUUAAACACAUUUUAGUUCAUGGUGUCUCAAAAUAGCACAGAUAAGUACACUAAAGAAGAAUUUUUUGUAUAUUAAGUUUAAAAUUAGUGUGCGAAAAUAGAGCACUUUAAGUACAUUAUGGGAAGUGUACUACUUUAUCACUUGGGUUAUUUAAUUAUGCUUAAAGGAAAACACCACAAUUUUUCAAUAUUUUACCAUGUUCUUACCUCAACUUAGACAAAUAAAUACAUGCCUAUCUUUUUUCAAUGCGUGCACUUAAUCUUUGUACAGCACGUCGUGAAUGUGUUAGCUUCUAAAUUCAUCCCUGUUUGGAUCCUAAGGAAUGAAUGGGGCUAGGCUAAAUGCUAACACAUUCACGACGCACUGUACAAAGAUUAAGUGCACACAUUAAAUAAAGAUAGGUAUGUAUUAAUUUGUCUAAGUUGAGGUAAGAACAUAGUAGAAUAUUAAAAAAACGGUGGUGUUCUCCUUUAAGAAUGAACGCGCGUUUCAAGUGUCUGAAAAAUGCUCAGAUUGAAAAUGAAGAGCUUAGAUGCGAAACGCAACCUCUGUCGAAAUUAUAUAAUGAUAUAAGUGAUUUUGCAACUGUUUAGUAUUUUGUCCAAAGAAGUGGAUGGUUUUUGCAAAAAAAAAGUUUGCGUGAACUUGUGCGCCUGUAUAGCUCAGUGAUAGAGCAAAAAGUCGUGGGUUCGAACCCAGGGAGCACACACACUGAAAAAAUAUGUCCCUUGUAAUGCACUGUAGUCGCUUUGGAUAGAUGUCGCACAAGCACAAGUUGCUUUGGAUAAAAGCAAAUUCGUAAGUGUAAAUGUAGUUUUCAGCAAAAUCCGUCAAAUUUGUUUAAUACCAAUGACAUGACUAAAGUGACUAAUAACCUUUAUAGAAUGCUGCAGGGAUGACAGAUUUUUGUUGGCUAA